Adineta ricciae is the source of this 1623-nucleotide messenger RNA. The record is from the annotation of a GenBank genome assembly. Lineage: Eukaryota; Metazoa; Rotifera; Eurotatoria; Adinetida; Adinetidae.
AUGGCAUAUCAAAAUCUUCGUGUAUUCAAAUCAGAUGUUAGUCUCCAAACACGGAAAGGAGUUGUAUAUGGUCGACAAACUCGAUAUUCCAAUGAGUAUUUAGGAAUUCAAUACGCAAAAGUAGAACGAUGGAAACCACCAGUUGAUCUUGCAUCGGAAGUAUUUCCACGUGGAUCAUUGCAAGCAACAUCAUUCGGUCCAUGUUGUCCUCAAAUUGACUUUGCAGGUAUUAUACCACAGCAAGAUGAACAAUGUUUAUAUCUGAAUAUCUAUACGCCAUUGAAAACAACAAAUCAGUCUUCGUUACCUGUCCUCAUUUGGAUUCAUGGAGGUGGUCUUCAAAUCGGUUGUUCAUCUCAAAGUAUUCCUGUUUUAUAUAAUGGUACAAAUAUAAUUGCUAAUUCACCUUCACAGCAAUCAGUUAUUGUUGUGACAAUUAACUAUAGAUUAAGUGUAUUGGGUGAUAUGUAUUUGACUGAAUUAGCACAAGAAAAUCCGACAACAUGGCCAACAGCUGGGAAUUACUAUUAUUUAGACAUGUUGUCAGCACUACGUUGGAUAAAUAUGAAUAUUCGUGAUUAUGGUGGCAAUCCGAACAAUGUUUUACUUUUCGGAGAAAGUCUUGGUGCGAAUGCUGUGAUUGACAUAGGUGCAUUGAGAGGAUCCUCUGAUCUGUAUCAACAUAUUAUCUCACAAUCAAGUGCAGCUGGAUUUCAUCAAUAUUAUUCAAAUAUUAGCGAUGCUCUAAAAGAAUCAAGCAAAAUUGUUCAGCAGAUGAAUUGUACCAAUAUAAAAAAUCGAGAUACUUUGACAUGUUUGCGUAAUUCUUCGAUCUCUGAUUUAAUUGCUGCAUAUAGCAUCCGUCAAGCAAAACCAAUAAUUGAUGGAUACUUUUUUCCAUUCUAUCCCCCAUUGGCAAUUGCGAGAGGGAAAUACAAUCAGAAUAUAAAUAUGAUAAUCGGCCGUAAUGAAUAUGAAACAACAACAUGUUCUUCUGAUCCUGAUAUGAAUUCUACUAGUGCCAUAGCAGUUAUUACUCAGAGUGUCGGACAAAAAUGGACAGAUGCAUUUGUUAAUAGUUCUCGCAUGAAUACAUGUUCAUCGAAUAGAAACGCGUCAAAUCGUACUCGUCGUAUAUACAACAAUUUAUAUCGGACAUAUGAACAACGAAAUUUAUUUUGGUACCAAUUGGAUUGUAAUCCUGGAAUAUGUCCUCCUAAGACAACAGAGGAAGGUAAGGGCUUAUGCAUUCAUACAGCAGAACUGCCAUAUGUAUUUGGAACUAUGAGUGAAAUGUAUUCAACAAAUUUACACAACUGUACAUGGGAUAAUGAAUCGAAAGUAUAUUCCAAUCGAAUCAUUUUACAUUGGAUUAAUAUGGCUACAGUAGGUGAACCAUUGAAAACGUGGCCAAAUUAUAGUCCAGAGUUACCAAAAUAUUUUCGAAUUACACCUUAUCAUGACUUUUCAGCAGCGCUAUCCACUCGAGACUGUUUUUUAAUCGAUCAGUUUGAACAGGAAAAUAUUCUGCUCAUGUUUGGGAAUUCGGAAAAUCUCAGUGCACAAAACUAUGCAAAUCGCAAUAUGUUCAUGCUUUUCAUUAUACUCUUAUUCCUCCCUUGA